This is a messenger RNA of Cladophialophora immunda, 1994 nucleotides long. RefSeq lists its product as uncharacterized. Bases 294 to 1817 code for a protein of 507 amino acids. NCBI's taxonomy places the organism in Eukaryota, Fungi, Ascomycota, Eurotiomycetes, Chaetothyriales, Herpotrichiellaceae. The record is from RefSeq and is a predicted model, not a curated record. The transcript has a single exon.
CAGAUACCACUUCACCCCAGCCAACAAAGCGCAGGGUGAUACUAGGUCGCUGCGUCCGGCAACUGGUCAUCUCGACAGACUCCUCAGUCAUGCUUUCCAUGUUCAGGCUGCGGCGACUCAUCCGCCCUGGCGUCCGACCUCUACAGGCCUUCGGCUAGCCAACUACAUCCACCACUUGAUUCAUUUCGGAUCUGAUUAGCUGCUCCUCACCGCCAGCUCAUCGCUGCGCUCCCUCUUCCCUGCACCAUCUUCACGACAUCCUUCGCAAUCCUCGACAGCGCUGCUUCGCUAUCAUGGCCAAAUCAGCCUUUGCUUCUCCCUUUCGAUACCUUUCCGGCCUCUUAAGCUCGCCAAGGGCUGCUCUAUCCCGCUCUAGCAACCCGACAACCUCAGCCUCACUAGCGCAAAAAAAUGACGCUGGUUACACCCCGAGUCCUGAAAUGCGUGCAGGGUCCUAUGACUCCGUCAGUCAUGGAAAGGGCAAAAGGAAGGCUGAGGAAGAGGAUCACUCUGGGCCGAAGACUAAGAAACGUGCGAUAAGCAUGGACCGGGACGCUUUCAUACCAUACGGAAAUGACAGUGAUUUUGAUCAGAGUCCCUCCAUACCCAGCACAGGCAUAAGAACAAAGGCGGAACUGGAUCGAACCUUGAUGCCGCCCCCGGCAACCCCUCGAGACCGGACGACGCUUUUGCUCACACAGCGUGCCGACCCUAACAUGUUGCAAGACGCAAAUACGAGAAUCCAUGAUGAUGAUUCAAUAUCGUUCGUGUCGACAGCAAUGGCAAGGCAAAAACUAGAUUCACUAGAUGCCGAUACGAUGGAGGAAGCAAGACGGCAUGCGGCUGCGGUGACUCUACCUGCGAACUCCGGGCUCUGGUCUCAGGCUGAACGCGAAUUGUUUUUCCACCUUGCCUAUCGUGGCUUCGAGGCCCUUCUUCCCCAGAACUGGAUGAUCGACUUCGACACAUUACCGAUCAGUGUGUUUGUACACGAGAAUUCGGCAGAUCCACCACUCAUUCAAAACAUCCGAGACAAUCAAUUCAGGGCAAGCCAUGCUCUCCGUCGACUCUUUGAGGCUGGCCAUGACAUUCGAGAUAGAACCCACGUCAGCCCGGGAAUCUCAAGAGAAAGGAUUUUGGAGCAGUCUGUGAAAAGGUAUCUCUACUGGGCUCUGACAGAUGUCGGCCUUCGCCCAGCAUCAAAGACCAACUACCUCCCAGUCCACGUUGUCGUUGCGAGGAAGAAAGGUCGAAGUACGCUACAGACGCUGGAGGAGAUUGCGAACAAGCUACAAAGGCUUUCGCAGCGGCAUCAAAGAGCUCAGAAUAUCCAUCCAAGCAUCGAGACCUAUAGCCCAAGCUUGAGUGACACGGAUGAAACUCGAGUAGUCGACGAUGAUGCAACAUCGCCUACUCUCAUUGGUUUCGUCAUUAUCUCAUCGGUCCUCGUCGUUGUCACACUCAGUUCCUGCCCGACGUCAACUCUAGAACCCCAGAAAGAACAAACAGCGUCUCCGCUUAUCCCAGGAUCUUCGUUCCAAGGCGCCACGAGCGUCAAACCCGAUAGACUCCGCAUCAUUGCUGAAUUGGAUUUCAGCCAGAGAGAUCAAGAUGUAUGGAAUGCGCUCGGCGUGGCAAUUGUGGCGAUGCAGGUGCGCAGAGAGGCUCUUAAAGUGAAUCACGGAUUCACACACGAUGACUUGAGUGGGAUUGAUUGGGAUGUAGUGUCGGAGGCCGAUUCUAGGCUCCAGGACGAUUUCGAGGGAGGGAGUACUUUGUCAAGGUUACAGUUGGUUGAUGACGACCCCGACCUCUAACAUGUGGGUGGUAGCGGUGGAUUCAGCCUUGAAGAUGAGAUAUGUUGGAACUGGACCAGUUGGAACUCUGCGCAGGCUCCGAAGCGCUUUCCUUAAUUUGACAAGUCUUCGUCAAACAAAUCUCUUUGGUGCUCAGACGACAAGUGAAAUCAUCGUCCUGCUAUCUGUAUGUCGCCG